Molecule: messenger RNA, 2133 nt
Organism: Mycosarcoma maydis (corn smut)
Lineage: Eukaryota; Fungi; Basidiomycota; Ustilaginomycetes; Ustilaginales
Exons: 1
Coding region: 1-2133 (710 amino acids)
Source: RefSeq, a predicted model, not a curated record
AUGCACACUUUUCCUGCGGCAAAGCUUGUCGGCCACGACUUCCUUGGCAACCACAUUGGUGAACUCCUCUUCCGUCAGCCUGUCAGCAAAGCUUCCGCAACAGACCGUACCAAAGGUUCGUCAAAUGGAAGCACCGUUUGCCCUUCAGAACAUAGAACCGUAAGACGCGGUUCCGUUGCACUACAGAACCCUGAUCUGAUUGCGCUAUGCACUGGGGCGCUGGUUGACGCCAAGGAUGCACAACCGCAGCUCCACCCCUCCCUAGGCGUAGGCAUCGAGAGCUCGUCCCAGCCUCCCACCCACCGCGUCUCCUCUCCUGACCAAAGCAGCGGGAGCUCCUUGUCGGAACCCGACUCGGUCGAGAGCAGAUCCGGGAGCGCGGACGCAGACGUGACUCUUCAUCUCAGCCAGCUUUCUCUCGCCCGCAGAAGAAUCGCAUCGGAAGGGGUCCCCACAUCACCGCGGAUUAGCUUUGUCACCAAUUUUGGUGCCAAAACACGCAGCUCUGGCAGCCAACGUGCUCCGUCCGAGGCAGGUUCCUCGAGCUAUUUCGGCCUCAGUAGCAACCUGAGCGUGCCCAGCAUGUCUCCCAUGGAAUUUCCUGGCGCCAUCAACUGGAACAUUCCGUUCCGCGAACAGAAUCAGUUUUUCGCCAAUGCCAUCGAGCAGAAUGCCUUGCUCAACCGCAAGUCCUCUCAGCAAAGCCAGUCCUCGGAUGCAGCCUCUUCGCAGCCCUCCAAGCGCAUCGCUUGUGGGCAAAGCGAUUCACCCGAAAUGGCAACACCGACGACCUCCGCCGAGUCAGUGGUGGUCAGUGAAAAGAGUCACUCCUUCUCGCAACCAGAUCGGCCCGUUCGACAACGUUUUACACGAGCUGCCACCGAGUCAUCCUUGAAGCCUAUCGUGCAGAGCCAGCAAACGCAGCAUCCACAAUCGCCCAAUGAACCAACCAACCUCUCGAAAACCGGCCUGGCCCCUUCCAAGAGCAUGGGAUCUGCCUCUUCUGGCUUGCUUGUGCACCGUAAAAAGCCAUCACUGGUGCCUAAAGGCGAUGACGAGCGCACUUUUUGCUUUGUGGACAAUGGUCACACCGGAGCAGCUCAACCUGUGGUACCACUCGCCGAGGAUCCAUUGCCAGCGAGCACACUGCUGGCAUCGGUUCCAGAGCGCUCUGUAUCUCAGUCAUCCUCAAUGUUGUCUUCAAAAACGUCGUACAGAGAAAUCGUCCAAGGACAAUACGCUGCUGCGCUGAGCGCUGGCAGUGGAAGCUCGCGACUCGCCGCUUCAGCCUCUGCUAAGACCAAGCCGAUCGCAAAGCCUCGCAACAGAAUGUCAGCGCUAGGAGAUGUGAAUGUGAGCAGCACGACGUUGUCCUCAUCGCAUGCGACCGCCAAGAGCCAAAAUUCUGCACAGAUUUCUCUGCUUUCUCUCAAGCCUCCUGUUUCAACAGCGCAGAAUGGCUCAUCGAGGCCCAAGCGAAGGCUCCGAAUUCAGCCCAACGUGCAGUCCAGGCCAAGUCUGUUGGAGAAGACUAUGGAGCAGCAAAAACAAGCGAGACAGAUAGCGAUUGCCGCCAACGCAAAAAAUGAUGCUGCCGAGGAUGAAAGUCCGGCUGCAACCGCGAGCGUCAACGAGCGAUACAAACCUAUCGUCUACGGCACUGAACAGCGCAUCUUCCGCAUCCAAUCAGGAGCUUCGACGACGGAUGGCGUCGGGUUUCCAUUUACGGUCAUGUCGGGCGACGUUCGAGACAAAGCUAGCGAGUCAACGGAGCCUGCGGCCAGUCAUGCGCGCACCAGCGACUGGGCUCGCGAACAGAGCAUGUGGACGAGCUCACCUGCGGCUGGCGGCGAGAUCGAGUCUUCGUGCAACGCGCUGUUGACGCUUGGCGGCUCUGUGAGCAUGGCGAACGGUCAUGCGGCUCAACGUUUGUUAUGCCACCACACGGCUAGUCACAGUUCGUCGUCAACCGAGAGUGCGAGUACCAACGAACUGCUCAGUCCGCCUGAAACGGCGAUCUCGACGCCCGAACUUGAGUCGGCCCACGAGCGCGAGCCAAUGCUUAGCCACCAGCUCGCCCUUGGCCCCCUCAAGCCACUCCCAGCUCGUCGUUCUUCCCCACUCAGUGCCUAG